AUGAAAUCUAAAUUGUGUUUCAGAAUCUCACUGUUAUGUUGUGGACUUUCAAACUCUCAGAGCGGACGUUUUCAAGUUACUUCAUUCCAGAACUCAUCAGGCUUAUACUUUGAAGCAAUGGGACCUCUUCGCAUAUCUUACACAAAUUGGGAUUUCAUCACUUACGUAAAUCUGACAACUUAUUACAUGAAGUACCAAAUACUCCAGAAAUUCCAUUAUCAAACGGGAGACGUUUGUAUUCAACUGAAAAAAAGAGAGGACUCGAUCUUAACUAGUGCGUGUACGGAUUUCAUACAAUCCACGUUUCCGUUCAUGCAAGAAAUUGAAUCAAAUUUCAAUUCUGUCAUACGAAUCCUUGGGUCAAACCACAGAACUUCUGAACAUCCAAAUCGACAACCCCGCGGGUUGAUAAAUGCAAAAAACAUUGAAGAUCUAGCACAUUCCGAGGAUAAACAUGUUCAUCUAUCACAGGAACAAAUACGCAUAGUCUCUUCAGUCAUGAAUAAUGUUAAUUCUACCAUGCAUGAACUACUAGCAGAUGAUCAAAAAUUGCAGAAAAAUAUAAACAAAAUAGAAGAACAAUCCAGGCGUUCUGUGGCAACAAUCAAUAUAUUGGAAAUACAAAACACCUCCCUGGAGCACACUGCAAUAUUGACAGUUUUUCUAAACCAAUUCCCUUGGAAAACUCAAAACCUGCAAUCCAUUGUCAACUCAGCAUUAAAUGGAUUGAUGCAUACAAAUGUCUACCCCCCAUCUCAAUUGAUUCACGAACUUAAACAAAUACAACUGACAUUACCGUCUACACUAGAGCUACCUAUAACUGAAUCUCAUUUAUCAAUUCCUGAAUUAUUCAGAACAUCCAAGUUAAGCGUAGUGUACAUCCAACAGAAUCUCGUAUUUGUGACCCGAGGACAUAAUAAAUCAUCACAGACCUUAAACACUCUUGAAUGUUAUCAUCCCAGUCUUGAUAGAUGGAGUCCAGUCACAAAAAUGUCUGUAUGUCGCGAUGGUGUUGGAGUAGGUGUUUUAGACGGUGUACUGUAUGCUGUGAGUGGUAAAGAUGGAUCAAAAACUCUAAGUAGUGUUAAAGCAUACAGACCAAGUACGGGAGUUUGGAGCACUAUUUUGGACAUGCUUAAGCCUCAAAGGUAA
This is a messenger RNA of Metopolophium dirhodum (rose-grain aphid), 1152 nucleotides long. RefSeq lists its product as uncharacterized. The coding region runs from base 1 to 1152 and encodes 383 amino acids. The record is from RefSeq and is a predicted model, not a curated record. Gene Ontology annotation, molecular function: protein binding. NCBI's taxonomy places the organism in Eukaryota, Metazoa, Arthropoda, Insecta, Hemiptera, Aphididae. The transcript has 3 exons.